AUGGCGCUCUUCAAACAGUACGACAAUUUUCUGCUUAACAACGCUUCCCAAAUCACAGCCGUCGAGAGCUCACUGCGCUCUAUCACUUACUUCCUACCCGGUCGAUUCAAAGAUGCCGAGCUCGCGGGCGAGGCCAUCUAUGCUUCGCUCAACUUGCUCGGACUAUACCACGAUUCUAUCCUCGCUCGAGCGCUCGAAAGCCAAAAUGCACCCGCCAGCGACGCUGCUGCAACCGCGCUCACUGAAAAGAGCACCCUUCCAGCCAGCCCAGUUCCCCUCGGUGCAGUAGGACAGCACGUUGGCGCUGCUGCAACAGGUCUCACGCCUUCAGAACAUGCGAGGUAUACCAACCACUUUUCGCGCACCUCUAAGAACUACAACCGUGUCGCACGCACACUCGUCAUUGUGGGUUACUUCGAAUUGCUGGCCGAAAUGGUCGCAAGGAGGAAGCUCGGUCGUAGAAAGGCUUGGGAUGUCGUCGCUGCUAUUGAAUCGCUCAAGGUUGUAUUGCGCUUGAGCUUGGUCCACAUGACUGGCUCUCGAAUGGUCAUAAAUCCGCCCAUCCCGGAGCGCGAGGUCGACCCUGCUGCACUCGAGCAAGAAAGAGCAAAGACGAUGGGCAAGCUCGCAGAUCGACUCGAGCUCGCCUCCAGUUCUUUACUUUCCUCCUCCUCAGCCGCACAACCACCAAAAGGCUUCUGGAAGGGCUCUCGCACUGGUCUCUUGCGGCCCACGCUUGCUUCGCUCCGACCCGGCUACGAAGACGUUGAGCAGCAACCACCUGCUUCUACUACCACAGACCCAGACCGCCGACCGCCACAUCUUCGAGCCCUGCGCAUCAAUGCAGCCCAAUCCGGUUCCGACACGGACGACACCUUGGUGGACUCGACCCGACUCCACCCAUCCACAACGCUGGCACACACCCCAGCCAAUGCAACAGAUGCCCUCUCCAGCUCCUCUUCCACCGUCGCUACGUUGCGCAAGGACCCUCCUUCGCCUCCCGUCAACAUGAAGCCGUGGUCCGAGUCCCAGAUCAACGAUUACCUGCUCUCGCGCGUUCUCACCGUCAAUGAUGUCCGCAAGCCCGAAGACCUGGUACGUCCCCUUCGCAACCGUACCGGUCACCUCGCUGAAGUCUUCUGGAUCCUUCGACCUCUCGUCUACGUCCUGGCUCUGCGCAAAUGGGGACGAACCGCCACACUGCCGUUUGUGCUGUCCUUUGUCAUCGAGUACGUUGCCAAAGACCUUCGCAACCGCUCCUUUGCCCCCGCCGUUGCUCAGCCCAAGGGCUUGUUCGCCACCAACCCGCUCCUUGCGGCCGUCAUGGGCCAGAACCCGCUCACCUCGAUCCUAGCCUCGCUCUUUAUGGGCCCCUCUGCCGCCGAUAAGCUCAAGCGCCCCAUCUCUUCCGUCGAGGAAGCAGAAUGGACCAAGCGCGGCAACUCGUUCUGGUGGUAUCUCCUCCGCGGCCCUCUUUGGCACUCAUUCACCCGCCCCAAACUCGCAGGUCUCGCAGACCGCACCCAGGGCAAGUUCCUCAUCGGCAUGCUUGGCGCUAUCAUCGGCGACUAUCUCCCGCUCAUCGACGAGUACUACUAUUAUUCUGCCACCUGA
This is a messenger RNA of Sporisorium graminicola, 1614 nucleotides long. RefSeq lists its product as uncharacterized. Lineage: Eukaryota; Fungi; Basidiomycota; Ustilaginomycetes; Ustilaginales; Ustilaginaceae. The coding region runs from base 1 to 1614 and encodes 537 amino acids. The record is from RefSeq and is a predicted model, not a curated record. Gene Ontology annotation, biological process: peroxisome organization. Gene Ontology annotation, cellular component: peroxisomal membrane. The transcript has a single exon.